Molecule: messenger RNA, 2101 nt
Organism: Phycodurus eques (leafy seadragon)
Lineage: Eukaryota; Metazoa; Chordata; Actinopteri; Syngnathiformes; Syngnathidae
Gene: clec11a
Product: C-type lectin domain containing 11A
Exons: 5
Coding region: 203-1009 (268 amino acids)
Source: RefSeq, a predicted model, not a curated record
CAAAUGGACGACAGGCAGCCAGUGGGGAUGAAAUCACAUGCACAAUAUUUGGAAUUUGACAUAAUUUUUUUCAAUCUUUUUUUACAGUAUUCUUGCUGGGUCAUGUCUCUGAGGGAGGUGUAAAGCAGGAGAGAGAAGAGGGAGGAGAGAGAAGAGGGAUUUCUUUUUUUUUUUGCUUCUUUCAGGAGUUGGGAGGUUGAAAAUGGGACCGGUCACCGGGUCGCUCGCUCUGCUGUGUUUGUGCUCGCUGGGCUGCUGUGUUCCCGUUGGAACGGCACAACCGACCCAGACGUCUCUUGCAGAUGGAAAAAAGUCACGAGGAGAUGUUCCAGACAUUCUUCCGGUGUCGGAACUUGAGCCCACCAACCUGGCAUCGGACUUUGAAACCUCCUACAACUACGUUCUGUCCAGACUGGCCGGGAUGGACCAGGCCAUCCACAGUCUCAAUGUGGGCCACUACACCCUGGAUGUUAGUGUCGCCCAGCUAAUGGAGCGCCUGUCCAGGAUGGACGCCAAGGUGGCGGAGCUGGAGGACAAAAUCCGGGAAGUCUACCACCACAGCAAAGACAACCGCAAAGAGAUCGGAAGAUUGGAAGGUUGCCAGAAAGGCCUGCGCGUGGGCUAUAAAUGCUACCUGGUGUACAACAACUAUGAGGACUACGCGGGCGCGUCCAGGAAGUGCCUGGAGCGUGGGGGUCGCAUGGGCAUGCCACGAGACCGCCGUGAGCAGGAGGCGCUGGCCGACUACGUCAAGUCCUUCUUCCGGCCGGGCAACUGGCCCGUGUGGCUUGGCGUCAACGACCUGGCGACCGAGGGUGUGUACAUCUUUGACGACGGCACGCCUGUCUCCUACUUCCAGUGGCGCAGGCACUUCCUGUCCAGCCAGCCGGACGGUGGCAAGCGUGAGAACUGCGUGGCCAUGGCAUCAGAUAACGGCGACUGGUGGGACCACUACUGCGACAGGGCCAUGAACUACAUGUGCGAGUUUGAUGACAGGGUGGAGCUUUAGAUGAACUCCUAGAUCUCCAUUUUAACCAAAAAACUGUAUACAAAUAGGCAAUCACCAAGGUCAGAACUCUGUGGGCCUUGGUUAAUAAACAUGAUGGCAAAAACAAUUAAACACACUUAAAAAUAAGUUUUCUCUUAAUGUUAGCUGGCUAGCUGUAGUUAAGUAGCUAACAUGACGUAGAUGGACUAGAACUAACUGAAGCUAACAAUGUGCAGCUGGCUAACUCUAGUGAAGCGGCUAACAAUACCAAGCUAGCUGAGGUCAACUAGCUAAUUGUAGUUAAGUGGCUAACAAUACCUAGCUGGCUAACUGUAGGUGAGUGGCUAACAAUAUCUAGCUGGCUUUCUGAGGUCAACCAACUGCGGUUAGGUAACUAACUGACAGUUGUAAAGGCACUAACAAUACUUAGUCCUGACAGAGGUCCACUGGCUAACUGCAGGUAGUUAAGUGGCUUACAAUACUUAGCUGGCUAAAGCGUUAGUUAAGUGGCAAAUACAUAGUUUGCUAACUAUAGUUAAGUGGCUAAGAAUACCUAGCUGGCUAAUUUUUCACAGCUGCCUCACCAAGAUGUACUGGCGAAACCAAAGCAAGCUGGCUAAUUUAAGGGAAAUUACCAAAUUUACCAUUUUAACCAACAGGCUAACUGUCAAUUAAUAUUUGGCUGGACAUCUCAAGACAACUAGCUAAAUAAAACCUACCUGGCUAACUACGGUUAAGCAACUUAUCAGAAGUGAUAGCAAUACCUAGCUAUCUUCCGAGUUAAGUGGUUAACAAUACCGAGCUGUCAAACCAAUAUGAACAUGUCAAAAUUUUAGUCAAGAAGUGCAAGAUGCUCCAACUCAAAACAAUCAUAUUAGCAACACAUUUGUUUGUAUGCAUACAUAGUUUUAUUGAGAGUAAACAGUUAACAUGAUUUUCAUUCUGCUAUUUUUAGCUUUUUACUUUACAAAGAUCAACCCGUCCUACAAACUAUUGCAUUUUAUGGCCACGCAGCGACGCCAAAUUCAACAAAGAGUGGUACUGUAUUGUUUGUGGAAAGCAGUUUUAAAAUGUAUUCAAUAUCCAGCUGGUUUAUGUACUGUUUUGCUGUUU